Neurospora tetrasperma FGSC 2508 is the source of this 644-nucleotide messenger RNA. RefSeq lists its product as uncharacterized. The transcript has 2 exons. The record is from RefSeq and is a predicted model, not a curated record. The coding region runs from base 223 to 447 and encodes 74 amino acids. NCBI's taxonomy places the organism in Eukaryota, Fungi, Ascomycota, Sordariomycetes, Sordariales, Sordariaceae.
UGCAUUCUCAAUCCGCAGUUAGAUUAUGACUCUCGUCUCGUGUAUAUAAACCCUACCCUAGGCAUCGAACUUUCUCUCACUCUCAUCCUCUUCUUCUUCUUCAGUCAACGAGUUCACUACUACCCUUGUAACUUCCACUCCGUCCACUUUGACACCCUCAAAUAACACACGAGCAUCAUCUUUCCAACCUCAGCUGCUUGAUAUACAGCUCCAUCCACCAAAAUGCCCAAAACCGAGAUGACAAAGUCCGAUUCUUCGCGAAUCCAGUCUUCACAGGCCAAGGGCGGCGGUGACAUGAGCUCUGGAGGCUUCGCAGCUCGUGCCCAGUCGGCCGGAGACAGAUCGUCUGCUUCGCAGACAUCCGGGGGUUCGGGUUUCUCUAGCAGCACCUCGGGUUCCAACCAGUCCAGCACUAGAUCUGGUGCCUCUUCGGGAUCAAAGAAGUAAAGUCAACUAUGAGGUUCUAGGCGGACUUGGACUCGACCAUUAAGUUAGGGCAGGAACGAAGGCACAGUGUCCAAGCUUUGUCCGAAUGAGUUGAGAUGGAAUUAGGUUAGGGACGCCUGUCCGUUGGGCUGGAGCGUACCCGGGUUAUCAAUCUAUGUAUUUUAGCUAGGCCCGGAGAAUCCAGAUCAUUCUUCACA